Molecule: messenger RNA, 1088 nt
Organism: Bradysia coprophila
Lineage: Eukaryota; Metazoa; Arthropoda; Insecta; Diptera; Sciaridae
Product: mediator of RNA polymerase II transcription subunit 30-like
Biological process (GO): positive regulation of DNA-templated transcription
Cellular component (GO): mediator complex
Molecular function (GO): transcription coregulator activity
Source: RefSeq, a predicted model, not a curated record
GUGUUUGACAUCAGUCGUCCGUCAUCAUAUGAACAAGUUCAAAAGUGUAAAGCGACAAAACAACCAAUUUCAGAUUUGUUGAAAAUGUCUGGACAGUAUCCAAGCGGCUUCAAUAACCCCGCUAAUUUUGGCAAUCAAAUGAAUCCGAUGCGCAACCCUCAAAUGAACAUGAAUAUGAACAUGGGAAUGCCGAACCAAAUGGGUAUGAUGAACAACCAAAUGAACUUCAACCAACAAGGUUUAAUGCAGCAACCGCAACCGUCGCAAGCACCGCAAUCUCAGCCCAUGCAAAGUCCGAACAUUGGACUCGGUCCUACAAGUUUGUCACAUGGAAGUGAAAUGGGUCCAAUUGCCCAUGUUUCGCCCCAGCAUCAAAUGCAGCCACAAGUCGGUCAACAGCAACAGCAAUCAAUGUGCUUGGACACGCCAACAACGGCCAAUCCUGGAAGUGUUUCUAAUAUGAUCCGUAGUCUUGGCAAUCCACCCGGAACAGUUCAAUCACAACCACAAGCAAACCAGCAACAACAGCAACAGCAGAAGGAAUUCAACGUUGUUAGCUUGUGUCGUUUCGGACAAGAGACAGUUCAAGACAUAUCAAGUCGCUUUCAGGAAGUCUUUGCUGCUUUGAAAAGCGUUCAACCUCCAAACAUAAAUAAUCCAUUGCAGAACGCUACAGAGAAAAAGGUCACCGAACAGUUCCGAACCAUUCGUUUGCUAUUUAAACGGUUGCGAUUAUUGUUCGAUAGGUGUAACGACAGUUGCCAGCAAGAUUUGGGCAUGGAGUACACGCACAUCGAAAGUUUAAUACCUCUGAAAGAUGAACCAGAUCAUAAACUAGAUCCAGCGCCGAGUGAAGAGUAUAAAAAACAUUUACAAGAAAACAGAGAACUGACUGAAGCUGUAAUGAUUAAGAAUAAGCAAUUGAGAGAGAUUAUAGAUCGUAUCCGGAUCAUAAUCUGGGAAAUUAACACCAUGCUGAGUAUGCGACGGACCUAUAAUAAUUGAUAGAUGUUUUUCAUUUGGGAAUAAAUUAACUUUUUAAGAUUUUAUUGUGACCAGAAAUCGCAAUGAAGACUUUGAUAAAAAAA